AUGGACGUCGAUAUAACCGAGGAUAUAACGUACGAAGUACCUAGCUUGUUGCGAACGGCGUAUUACGCUUGCAACCAGAUCGACCGUAACAAGUUUGACUUGCUAGAUGUACCUGACGCCGAUUUGCGUUACUGUUGCGAGUCGCUGUUCGAAAUUAUAAAAACCGAAAAAGACCGAAACGAGGGCAGCGACAGGCAGUCCAUGUUCAGCAGGUUUCAGUCCACCGUCGAUGGCGAGAAGUUUAAAAACAUAUGCGAAGAGGCAGCGACGCACGGCCACACCAGUUGCAUGAAACUCGCUCACGAGAUCGGCGUCCCGUGGGACGAGAUAUCCAGAGACGAACAUACGGCGUGCGACCGAGCUGCAAGAUCGGGGUAUCUGGAGUGUCUAAGGUACGCCUGGGAGAACGGUUCUCCAUGGGACCAGAAAACAUGUCUCAACGCGGCGUUAGGUGGACAUUUGAAUUGCCUGGUUUACGCCCGGGAAAACGGGUGCCCGUGGAACGCGGACACAUGCAGCAACGCCGCGUUGAACGGUCACAAGGACUGCCUCGUUUACGCCCGGGAAAACGGGUGCCCGUGGAACAAGGAAACGUGCAGCAACGCCGCAUUGAACGGUCACAAGGACUGCCUCGUUUACGCCCGGGAAAACGGGUGCCCGUGGAACAAGGAAACGUGCAGCAACGCCGCAUUGAACGGACACAAGGACUGCCUUGUUUACGCCCGGGAAAACGGGUGCCCGUGGAACAGGGAAACGUGCAGCAACGCCGCGUUGAACGGUCACAAGGACUGCCUGGUUUACGCCCGGGAAAACGGGUGCCCGUGGAACAGGAAAACGUGCAGCAAAGCUGCAUUGAACGGUCACAAGGACUGCUUGGUUUACGCCCGGGAAAACGGGUGCCCGUGGAACGCGGAAACGUGCAGCAACGCCGCGUUGAACGGCCAUAUGUGCUGCCUGGUUUACGCUCGGGAAAAUGGAUGCCCGUGGAAUAAGGAAACAUGCGGCAACGCCGCGUUGAACGGUCAUAAGAAAUGCCUAAUAUACGUUCGGGAAAACGGGUGCCCGUGGAACGCGGACACAUGCAGCAACGCCGCGUUGAACGGUCACAAGGACUGCCUCGUUUACGCUCGGGAAAACGGUUGCCCGUGGAACGCGGACACUUGCAGCAACGCCGCAAAAAACGGUCACCUUGAUUGCUUGAUGUACGCAACGGAGAACGGAUGCCCGUGGAACGUGGACACCUGCAGCAGCGCCGCGUUGAACGGUCAUAAGGACUGCCUAAUAUACGCUCGGGAAAACAGUUGCCCGUGGAACGAGGACACGUGCAGCAACGCCGCGUUGAACGGCCAUAUGGACUGCCUGAUUUACGCGCGGGAAAACGGCUGUCCGUGGAAUGAGUUGACCUGCGCCCUCGCCGCGCUGAACGGCCACAUGGACUGUUUAAUGUUCGCACAUAAUAACGGGUGCCCGUGGUGGAACGUGAACAUGUGCCGCUACGCCCCAAGUAACUUGCAUAAGGAUUGCGUGGUGUUCGCACGGAAAAACGAGGAUGGAGUUGAAGUCCAAUAUUCACAGUGCCAGUGGGAUACGUGCGGCAAUGCCGCGGAGAAAGGUCACUUAGACUGCCUGAUUUACGCAUGGGAGAACGGGUGCCCAUGGAAUAUGGAAACAUGCAGGCGCGCAGCGUCGACCGGUCAGAUAGACUGUCUGUUUUACGCAAUGUCAAAAGAUUGCCCUUGUGACGAGAGGACGUGUAGCAGCGCGGCUUCGAGCGGUAAUUUGGACUGCUUGGUGUAUGCUUGGGAACAUUGGUGUCCGUGGGACCGGGAAACGUGCAGCAACGCCGCGUUGAAAGGUGACAUGGAAUGCUUGGUUUUCGCACGAGAAAACGGGUGCUCGUGGAACGAAGAAACGUGUAGCAACGCCGCGGCGAUGGGUCACAAGGACAUCUUGGUUUACGCACGGGAAAAUGGGUGCCCGUGGGACGAAGAUACUUGCAACAACGCCGCUUCGAGCGGUCAAUUGGAGUGCCUAGCUUACGCCCGGGAAAAUGGGUGUCCGUGGAACGAAGAAACAUGCAGCUACGCUGCAGGGAGUGGAGAAAUGGACUGCUUGGUGUACGCCCGGAAAAAAGGGUGCCCGUGGAACGAAGAAACGUGUAGCAAGGCAGCGGAGGACGGUCAUAUUGACUGCUUGGUUUAUGCUCGGGAAAACGGGUGUCCGUGGGACGAGGACACCUGCAGCGAAGCCGCGAUGAGCGGUCACAUUGACAUCCUGAAAUAUGCACGGGAAAACGGCUGUCCCUGGGACGAAGAAACGUGCCUCAACGCAGCUUAUAACGGUAACAUUAGUUGCUUGAUGUUCGCAAGGGAGAACGGGUGCCCGUGGGAUGAUAACACUUGCAGCCAAGCUGCGUCAGCCGGAAACAUGGACUGCCUGGUAUAUGCACAUGAAAACGGGUGCCCGUGGAAUGAAGACACUUGCAGCCUUGCUGCGUUAUACGGACAUUUAGACUGCCUGAUUUAUGCACGGGAAAAUGGCUGCCCAUGGGACGAGAAGACGUGCAGUAACGCCUCUUCCAACGGUCACUUGAACUGUCUGGUUUAUGCGAGGGAAAACGGUUGUCCUUGGGACGAACAAACUUGCAUCAACUCAAAGAUUUGCGAUAACACGGCCUGCGUGCGUUACGCACAAGAAAACGGGUGUCCCAGUUUCAACCCUGUUCUUCACAAUUAUAUGGAAUUUGAGUAA
Messenger RNA from Macrosiphum euphorbiae (potato aphid), 2751 nucleotides. NCBI's taxonomy places the organism in Eukaryota, Metazoa, Arthropoda, Insecta, Hemiptera, Aphididae. The record is from the annotation of a GenBank genome assembly.